Fonsecaea nubica is the source of this 939-nucleotide messenger RNA. RefSeq lists its product as hypothetical. Gene Ontology annotation, cellular component: nucleus; cytoplasm. The record is from RefSeq and is a predicted model, not a curated record. The coding region runs from base 1 to 939 and encodes 312 amino acids. The transcript has 4 exons. Gene Ontology annotation, biological process: protein phosphorylation; mitotic DNA damage checkpoint signaling. NCBI's taxonomy places the organism in Eukaryota, Fungi, Ascomycota, Eurotiomycetes, Chaetothyriales, Herpotrichiellaceae. Gene Ontology annotation, molecular function: ATP binding; protein serine/threonine kinase activity.
AUGUCUGCCGAAGCAAUCGGCGCAGCGGGACGGCGUUAUGUCUUCAAAACACUGAUUCAGGAGAGACCGCACCUCGGUCGCGUCUGGUUAGCAACGUUCAUCCUCAAGGACGUUCCCCCAGCCAUGUUCUCUCACUUCCACGAAAGCAUCUGGCCCCAACUCCGCGGCUGUCAAAACGUGCGUUUGCCGGUCGACAUGAUCCGGGACCAGCGCGUCUUUGUGUACAAGUGCUUGGACGAAGACUUCCUCGACCUCGUCAAGAAGCGAAUACCAAUCAAGGCGAGGAAGGAGAUCCUCAAGGCCAACAUCAAACCCGACAACAUCAUGGUCGACUAUCACAACCAAGACGGUGGAGAAACGACAAUCAAGCAGGUCCAGAUUGCCGAUCUCGAAAACGCAGCUCAUCUGCCCAAAGGCAGAUGCAUCAAAGGCACGCUGGCCGGAAACGACAACUGGCGCAGCCCGGAGGGUCAUUUCAGGGGUGAACUCAACAAGCCGACCGACAUUUUUAGUUUUGGAGCCGUGUGCAUCUACGCCAUGCUCGGUCGCGUCGUUUUCGGGAGUGACGACGACUUCCGAAAAUUCGAAUCACUCGGCGUAUUCCCCACCGUUAUCCGCCUCCAGCGCCAGGUCUCGUAUUUCGGAACUCGAGAAGGAUUGAACAGACUUAUGACACACGUCGGCGACCAGGAAUUUAAUUGUCAGGUCUUGAGGUGGCUUUGGGAUGGUCGCGCAGCCGAAUACCACCCGUACAGGUCGUUCUCGACAUGGUCGGAGCUAGAUCUUUCGACGAACGCGGACACGGACACGGACAUUGACAUUGAUACGGCGGCGUUCACAGAUCUCGUUCAGCGAAUGAUGGAUCUCGACCCGGCGAGGCGGAUCACAGCGCGUCAGGCCUUGGAGCAUCCCUGGUUCGAGGAUACAGAGACGGUUUAG